AAAUCAAUGAGUCGAAAUUACGAAGAGGGAAAGAAAAACGAAGAAGACGCAGACAAGUAAAUCGAGCGAAAGCCUCAGGAGUCAGGAGUCGCCUCCUCUUCCUCCCUCGCUGCAUCAUAGAUACGUACAAAUCUCGACCAGCUUACGCGUUCUCUAUAUAUCGUAUGAUUGCUAUGAUUGGGGUCUUUGAGAGAAUAAUUUUAGUUUCAUAGAUUCAGAGGAGGAGGGAUUACAUGUAUUGAGAGAAUAUUUGUUGUCUACCCUGCACAUAAAUUAUCACGCAGAUAGGUAAACGGUGAGAUGGCUUCGAUGAAGUUGGAAGGACCAUCCGCCCCAGCAAUUCGUCGGGACCCCUAUGAGGUAUUGAGUGUAUCGAGGGAUUCUACAGAUCAGGAGAUUAAAACGGCUUAUAGAAAGCUUGCUUUCAAGUAUCAUCCUGACAAAAAUGCUAGCAACCCUGAAGCUUCGGAACUUUUCAAGGAGGUUGCAUUUUCGUAUAGUAUUUUAUCCGACCCUGAGAAGAGAAGGCAAUAUGACAAUGAAGGGUUUGAGGCACUUGAGAAUGCUGGAAUGGAUAUGGAAAUUGACUUGUCCAAUCUGGGAACUGUUAAUACAGUUUUUGCAGCCUUAUUCAGCAAGCUGGGCGUUCCUAUCAAGACUACGAUUUCUGCUAAUGUUCUUGAAGAGGCUCUGAAUGGAACUGUCACCGUCAGACCCCUUCCUAUUGGAACAUCAGUCAGCGGAAAGGUAGAAAAGCAGUGUGCCCACUUCUUUGGUGUAACAAUAAAUGAGCAACAAGCUGAGUCAGGGAUUGUUGUGAGAGUAACUUCAACUUCUCAAAGCAAAUUUAAGCUACUUUAUUUUGAGCAUGAAGCUAAUGGUGGUUAUGGAUUGGCCUUACAGGUCCAACUGUGCAAACCUCAAACUUCAAAGCUAUUAUUGUCGGAGGAAAGUGAGAAGACUGGAAAAGUAACAUCUGCGGGGAUGUAUUUUUUACAUUUUCAAGUGUACAGAUUGGAUACAACUCUGAAUGCGUUGACAAUGGUUAAAGACCCCGAGACUGGCUUCUUUAAAAGGCUGGAAGGUCUUCAACCUUGUGAGGUUGCAGGACUAAAAGCUGGCACUCAUAUAUUUGCUGUCUAUGGAGAUAAUUUUUUUAAGACUGCUACAUACACAAUAGAGGCCCUUUGUGCAAAAUCAUAUGAGGAAUCCACCCAUAAGCUCCAGGAAAUUGAGGCUCAAAUUAUAAGAAAGCGAAGUGAGUUGCGCCAGUUUGAAACAGAAUACAGAAAGGCCUUGGCACGCUUUCAAGAAGUGACCAACAGAUAUAGCCAGGAAAAGCAAUCUGUUGAUGAACUGCUGAAAGAGAGAGAAGGUAUCCAUGCUUCAUUCAGUGUGUCGCGGAAUAUUGGUGGAAGUGGAAGUAAUUUAAGCAACGGAAGCAGUAGUAAAAUUCCUGGUGAAGAUUCAAAUGUUGAAAGUCCCGGGGAAGAUGGAGACUCAGAUGGGAAGGAAAAAUCAGCAAAAAAGAAAUGGUUUAACUUGAACCUUAAAGGAUCUGAUAAAAAGCCUGCAUGACAAGGUGUUUAGAUAAAUUUUUGUAUCUUUAUAGAAGUUGUGAAAAUAUUUCAUAUCAUUCCAAUUCCUUGAGAGCCACUGAUUACCCCCCAAAAACUUGCCAUGUGUAUUAUUUAUCUUACCUCUCUUUGAUGGGAGUUCUUUUCAAGGUCUUUAGAAUCGGCAUGUGUUGCGGGAAUCCAGUUCAGUAUGAUAUUACAGAAUUUGGAGGUACGUGUACAUAUAGUUUCUUCCAUUUUUUCGUUGAUUGUGUAUCAUCUUCUUAGAUCUUGUGGAAACCUGAACUGGCUGAACAUAUACUGGUGUGGCAGUGUAAUAAACUGUUAUUCAUUUCAUUUGAUUUUUUCAAAAAAAAAAUUUUACAAUAUUUGCAGA
Molecule: messenger RNA, 1953 nt
Organism: Tripterygium wilfordii
Lineage: Eukaryota; Viridiplantae; Streptophyta; Magnoliopsida; Celastrales; Celastraceae
Product: chaperone protein dnaJ 15-like
Exons: 13
Coding region: 301-1578 (425 amino acids)
Source: RefSeq, a predicted model, not a curated record